Neurospora tetrasperma FGSC 2508 is the source of this 543-nucleotide messenger RNA. RefSeq lists its product as uncharacterized. The transcript has a single exon. NCBI's taxonomy places the organism in Eukaryota, Fungi, Ascomycota, Sordariomycetes, Sordariales, Sordariaceae. The record is from RefSeq and is a predicted model, not a curated record. The coding region runs from base 256 to 465 and encodes 69 amino acids.
CUGGAAAGCCGUUCGAUUCGCCACAAUGCUCGCAGAUGGCAUACUCACGCUUGUCCACUUCUGAGCCCACACUUUCGCUUUUUCUUUCUUCUUUUCUUCGCAGAGUGUCAUUAGAUCUGCCAAGCAAGAAGAAGAGACAAGACCGAUCGGACGUCCGGUGAUGUGUGCGGGAUUGUUUGUGGUACGACUUGAACCCACUGAAACAAGGGAGUGGACGAUUACCGCCGGCUUGGGCACAGGCUAAGCGGGAGAGGGAUGCGGUCGUGGGCUCUCGAAGACAGUAAGUACAAUGUAUGCUACAUACCGAGAUUGGAAAACAUCUCGUGUUGUGGUUGUCGUGGUAGCAAUCAGCACGGUUGCUUGCUGGAGGCACGCAGAAGGUCAAGCCACCGAGGCUGUUUUGCAGGAAGACGCACAAAUUACUCAUUGUAUAUUAGCCAUCUCCUCACCGACAUCGCACUUUGAUGAGGUUUGCUUGCGGUAGACAGGAACGCGGGAAGCAUCUGCAUCCCGUUAUCGAACGACAAAAAAGAAAACCAACCG